Fundulus heteroclitus (mummichog) is the source of this 5987-nucleotide messenger RNA. It is a transcript of the gene tnikb, whose product is annotated as TRAF2 and NCK interacting kinase b. Bases 500 to 4852 code for a protein of 1450 amino acids. Gene Ontology annotation, biological process: protein phosphorylation. The transcript has 35 exons. The record is from RefSeq and is a predicted model, not a curated record. Gene Ontology annotation, molecular function: protein kinase activity; ATP binding. NCBI's taxonomy places the organism in Eukaryota, Metazoa, Chordata, Actinopteri, Cyprinodontiformes, Fundulidae.
UAUCGUCAUGUGUUCGGGUUUGAGUGAGGAGAUGUGAUGCAGCUGCGUGAUUCCGGCCCCUCUCCGUGGAGGUGUGCGCUCUGUGUCGUUGUGGGCGUCUCUGUGUGAAGCGCAGCCUCCUCUCAGGCCACUCCCGGGAAGCGCGCAGCUUCACGCACGCACGGACGGACUCCGCUGCUCUUCCUCAGUGCGCCUCGGCCGCUUCUCCUGCGCGCACCUGUCCUCCACGGCCCCGCUUCGGGAUGAAGGCAUGUAGGACGGGCGCUCCGAGCAGCAUGUAGCACCUGGAGCUGCGCGCACACCGCCUCCCCGCUGCGCUCCUCCUCCGCCUCUUCCUCUCGGCUCCGCGGCUCCUCCGCCUCCCGGAGCGCUCAUUCCUCCGCUCGGCGUCGCCUUCAGCGGGAUUUUUCGGGGAUCUUCUUGGGGAUGGGUAGGGGGGGUUCGGCGCUCAGGCCCGUCCUAGAGGACUGAGUCUUCAUCCUGCUGCACCUCCCGGUCGAUGGUCGUUGAGGAAGCUUCCAUCUUGAGCCGCGCUUCUACCGACGGAACCAUGGCGAGCGACUCCCCUGCGCGGAGUCUGGAUGAGAUAGACCUGUCUGCACUACGGGACCCAGCUGGGAUCUUCGAGCUGGUCGAACUGGUUGGAAAUGGCACCUAUGGGCAGGUCUACAAGGGUCGCCAUGUCAAAACAGGGCAGCUCGCUGCCAUCAAGGUCAUGGACGUCACCGGAGAUGAGGAAGAGGAGAUUAAAGCUGAGAUUAACAUGCUGAAGAAGUACAGUCACCACAGGAAUAUUGCAACCUAUUAUGGAGCCUUCGUCAAGAAAAACCCUCCUGGAGUGGAUGACCAGUUAUGGCUGGUGAUGGAGUUCUGUGGGGCUGGAUCGGUGACGGACCUGAUCAAAAACACCAAAGGAAACUCUCUGAAGGAGGAGUGGAUCGCCUACAUCUGCAGGGAGAUCCUUAGGGGAUUAACACAUCUCCACCAGCACAAGGUCAUCCACAGAGACAUAAAGGGUCAGAACGUGCUGCUGACAGAAAACGCUGAGGUUAAGCUAGUGGAUUUCGGUGUGAGUGCCCAGCUGGACCGCACGGUGGGGCGAAGGAACACGUUCAUCGGCACGCCGUACUGGAUGGCCCCAGAAGUCAUCGCCUGUGAUGAGAACCCGGACGCAACGUACGACUUCAAGAGUGAUCUGUGGUCGCUCGGCAUCACAGCCAUAGAGAUGGCAGAGGGAGCGCCGCCUUUGUGCGACAUGCAUCCGAUGAGAGCGCUCUUCCUCAUCCCCAGAAACCCCGCUCCAAGACUCAAGUCAAAGAAGUGGUCGAAGAAGUUCCAGUCGUUCAUCGACAGCUGCCUGGUGAAGAGCCACAGCCAGCGGCCGAGCACCGAGCAGCUCCUCAAACACCCGUUCAUCAGAGACCUUCCCAACGAGCGGCAGGUCCGGAUCCAGCUGAAGGACCACAUCGACCGCACCAAGAAGAGGAGGGGAGAGAGGGACGAGACAGAAUAUGAGUACAGUGGAAGUGAGGAGGAGGAUGAAGAGCGGGAGAUUGGAGAGCCCAGCUCAAUCAUCAACAUUCCCGGCGAGUCCACUCUCAGGCGGGACUUCCUGCGCCUGCAGCUAGCCAAUAAGGAGCGCUCGGAGCUGAUUCGCCGUCAGCAGCUUGAGCAGCAGCAGAACGAGGAGCACAAGCGCCAACUACUGGCCGAGAGGCAGAAACGCAUCGAGGAGCAGAAAGAGCAGCGGCGACGGCUAGAGGAGCAACAGCGUCGGGAGCGGGACCUUAGGAAACAGCAGGAGCGGGAACAAAGGAGGCGCUAUGAGGAGAUGGAGCAGCUGCGCCGGGAGGAGGAGAGGCGGCACGCAGAGAGGGAGCAGGAGUAUAUCCGUAGACAGCUGGAGGAGGAGCAGAGGCAGCUGGAGAUCCUGCAGCAGCAGCUCCUGCAGGAGCAAGCGUUACUGCUGGAGUACAAGAGGAAGCAGAUCGAGGAGCAGCGGCAGGCGGAGCGGCUGCAGAGGCAGCUGCAGCAGGAGCGAGCCUACCUGGUGUCGCUGCAGCAGCAGCAGCAGGAGCCGCCGCGGCCGCCGCAGGACAAGAAGCAGCUGUACCACUACAAGGACCAGGCGCCCAGCACCAACGACAAGCCCGCCUGGGCCAAAGAGGUGAUGCGUCGCGCUCAGAGCAACUCCCCUCGCUUGGCCCCAAAGAAGUACCACUCCCUCCAUGAGACGCGGGACGUCAACCUGGACAACCUGCUCCUGCUGCCCGGCUACAGGCCCCCCCGCCCCCCCUCCUACCCCGCCCACGUCAGCCCCUCCAGGGACAACUUGCACGUCCCCAGAAUCCGGAUCACCUGCCUCCCCGAGCCGGAGUACUCGGAGCCGGUGAUGCGGCGGCAGAGUCCCGGCAGGAGCCCCGUCAGGCAGUCCAGGGGCCGCAGCCCCCCCCACCGGGUGGAGGAGCUUUAUAAGAUGAACAGACAGGCUUCUCCUGCCUUGCAGCAUAAAGUCUCCAAUCGGAUCUCAGACCCGGCGCUGCCUCCUCGCUCAGAGUCCUUCAGCAGCGGAGGAAUCCAGCAGGCCAGGACUCCACCCAUGCACCGCUCCGUAGAACCGCAGAUGGCCCACCUGGUGCAGGUGAGGAGUCACGGCCUGUCAGGCUCCCAGUCUCUGUACGACCCCCACGGCGUGUCCUCCACCUCUGCGUCGCCCUCCCCCUCCCGGCCCCCCAUGCCCCGGCAGAACUCCGACCCCACGUCCGACACCCCCCCUCCCCCGCCACUGUCCCGCCUGGCGCCCCCCCUCGACAAGCUGGACCGCAGCUCGUGGCUGCGGCAGGACGACGACAUGCCGCCCAAGGUUCCUCAGAGGACCACCUCCAUUUCUCCUGCUUUGGUUCGGAAGAACUCUCCUGGAAACGGUCCUGGACUCGGCCCGCGGGCCGGAGCUCACCUGAUCCGGGCCAGCAACCCCGACCUGCGGAGGACGGAGAUUUCCAUGGAGACGCCUCUGAAGAGGACGAGCAGCGGCAGCUCCUCCAGCUCCAGCACCCCCAGCUCCCAGGGAGGCUCCAACGAGCGAGGUAACUCGGCUGCUAAAACCGACGGCUCCACGCUUUCCUCCCACGACGCCAAAGACGACAGCCGAGAGCUGACCCGGCCCAGCAGGCCCGCAAGCUAUAAGAAAGCUCUAGACGAGGAGGAGUUGGACCUGACUGCUCUGGCCAAAGAGCUGAGGGAGCUGCGGCAGGGAGAGGAGACCAGCCGCCCGCCUGUCAAAGUCACGGACUACUCUUCAUCUAGCGAGGAGUCCCACAGCAGUGAGGAUGAGGAGGGAGAGGGCCACUCUAACGACGGAUCGGUGGCCGUCAGCGAUAUACCGCGCAUUAUGCCUCCAUCAAGUCAGAGCACCAACGAGUCGUUCGGCGUGAUGGGCGGUCACAACGACAGCCUCGGAGACGCGUACGGAGACAGCUCAGAGGACAGCACGCUCAUGAUGCGAGAGAGGUUUAGGGGACGGAGGCGGAGCUCUGCCCCCAGCAACGGUUUCCGUGGCAGCGGUAAUCCGUUCCUUGGCAACACCAACCUCCCAGAUUUGGUGCAACAAAGCGCCUCCCCUCUGGGUCACGCCUCUGGGGUCCAAUACGGGAUGGGAGGCAGCGGCGGCUCCAAGGCUUCCUUCACGCCGUUUGUUGAUCCGAGGGUUUACGGGACCUCGCCGACUGAAGACGACGAGAAAAACUCUGCUGCAGCUCUGUUUGCUGACGAGCUGCUGAAACAGGAGCAGGAGCAGGAGCAGGCGAGGCUGAACGAGGCCAGGAAGAUCUCGGUGGUCAACGUGAACCCCACCAACAUCCGACCGCACAGCGACACGCCCGAGAUCCGGAAAUACAAGAAGCGCUUCAACUCCGAGAUCCUCUGCGCAGCUCUCUGGGGAGUGAAUCUGCUGGUGGGGACGGAGAACGGCCUGAUGCUGCUGGACCGCAGCGGCCAAGGCAAAGUUUACAACCUGAUCAAUCGGAGGCGCUUCCAACAGAUGGACGUCCUGGAGGGACUGAAUGUCCUGGUCACCAUCUCAGGGAAGAAGAACAAGCUGCGCGUUUACUACCUGUCCUGGCUGAGGAACAGGAUAUUACACAACGACCCGGAGGUGGAGAAGAAACAGGGCUGGAUCACAGUGGGGGAACUGGAGGGCUGUGUGCACUAUAAAGUCGUAAAGUACGAGAGGAUUAAAUUCCUGGUGAUUGCUCUGAAGAACUCGGUGGAAAUCUACGCCUGGGCACCAAAACCUUACCAUAAAUUUAUGGCCUUUAAGUCUUUUACAGAUCUGCAACAUCGCCCCCUGCUGGUGGAUUUAACUGUGGAGGAGGGCCAAAGGUUAAAGGUCAUCUAUGGCUCCACUGUUGGUUUCCAUGUGAUUGAUGUGGAUUCUGGAAACCCCUACGACAUCUACAUCCCCUCACAUAUCCAAGGUCAGGUCACCCCGCACGCCAUCGUGGUCCUGCCCAAGACGGACGGCAUGGAGAUGCUGCUGUGCUACGAGGACGAGGGCGUCUACGUCAACACCUACGGGCGUAUCACCAAAGACGUGGUGCUGCAGUGGGGCGAGAUGCCCACAUCUGUCGCCUACAUCCACUCCAACCAGAUCAUGGGCUGGGGGGAGAAGGCCAUUGAGAUCCGCUCCGUGGAGACGGGACACCUCGAUGGAGUUUUCAUGCACAAGCGAGCUCAGCGACUGAAGUUCCUGACGGAGAGGAACGACAAAGUCUUCUUUGCCUCGGUUCGUUCUGGAGGCAGUAGUCAAGUUUUCUUCAUGACCCUGAACAGAAGCUCCAUGAUGAACUGGUAACCUGCCUCCCUCUCGGAACUACAACCCUUUGCAGGAGGGAUGACAGGAGGACAAUGUUUGUGCGUGUUUAUAUGUGUGUGUGUACUCGUGGACGACGACGACGACAACAAAAAGCUGCUGACUGGACUGCACAUCUGGAGGAGGUGGUAAAACCACAGCAGAGUGUCCCUACUUAGAAAUCCUCACGCUGUAGGGGGCGCUGCAGGUCCUGUGGUUGGUGUGAGUGCCUGCAGAGCAAAGAGGACCCCACAUGUUGUCAGCGGUCGGCGCUUUGCCCCCCCCCCCUACCCCACUGAGGACUGUCGGACCGGACUGAGGGUUGAUCUGGAGCCUUUUAAGGACCUGACAAGUAGCCUUUCUGUGGGGAAGCUCUUUGUGUAGCACAUCAGUGACUUUCAACCAGGGUGUUCACACUGCGAGUAUACAGGUCGUUCACGGCGGUGCAGGUGUGCCUGCUGCAGCAAAAAAAACCACUGUUGUAGUCGUAGUUAGUAGGCAAAGUAGCAUUAGACAAAAAAACACACAUGAGAAUGAGAUAAUAACUGCACACCGUUUUUAGGAUCACGCUCAUCUCACCGAGCUCGUAUGCUUUUAUAUUUUCUGCUUUACUAGAUCAUGUCUGAAUCGAGCACAUGUGAGAACAUCGACACAAAGCCUGCUGAGUAUCAAAAUCAUUAUUAUUAUUCUUUUUUUUUCAGUUUUAGGAAUAGAAUUGCACAACUUUAAGAAGCAACAAAGAAACGGCACCAGAACACCAACAGGCUUAGGGCGCCUCCUGAUAAAAUUUGACAAUCUGAAGGUACAGUGAGCGGAAAUCUUUAACCAUAGGACGAAAACAGGGUCGCAACAUUUCACAGUUGGCUGACUGAAAUAGAUUAUACGAGAAUAAAUGAAGCCUGCAGCAAAUAUUCAAGUGGAAAUUCUUUAAAAUGUGACUAUAAGCAAAAAACACAAAAAACAUCAGCACAGUUUUACUGAUGAAAUGGUCAGAGUUGCUUUUAUGUUGCUCCUGCUGCCUUUUUUGAAGUGUUUAAUGCGAGCUGCCAAAACUACCGUUUUCAAUACAUUUUUCAUGACUUGGAAAUUUUUCAAUACUUUACAUACCUCCAGUGUUCCCAAUAAACUGCCAACAGAA